Zingiber officinale is the source of this 1164-nucleotide messenger RNA. Its product is annotated as disease resistance protein RPS2-like. Gene Ontology annotation, biological process: defense response to other organism. The transcript has a single exon. NCBI's taxonomy places the organism in Eukaryota, Viridiplantae, Streptophyta, Magnoliopsida, Zingiberales, Zingiberaceae. The record is from RefSeq and is a predicted model, not a curated record. Bases 1 to 1164 code for a protein of 387 amino acids. Gene Ontology annotation, molecular function: protein binding.
AUGUAUAAAGCCUUCAAGCUGAGCUACGACAGUUUAGAGAAUGAUUCCAUAAGAGAAUGCCUCUUGUGCUGCGCUUUGUGGCCUGAAGAUUAUGAGAUCAACACAUUCGAUCAGUUGAUACCGUGUUGGAUAGGUUGCAGCAUAAUCCAUGAAUUUAAUGUGAUCAAUGAAGCUUUCGCCAAAGGAUGCUCUCAUUUGGAAUCUCUCAUGGCAGCAUCCUUGCUAGAGGAAUGUAUUCCAAAGGGCAGACCUCUUCAUUGGUACGGCCCGUGUGUAAAGAUGAACGAUGUCAUCCGAGACAUGGCACUGUUGAUGGUUUCUGGGUUGGAGGGGAACAAAAGAAAAUGGAUUGUAAAAGCAGGAAUCGGGUUGAGUGAUUUGCCUAGACAAGAAGAAUGGCAAGAAGCAGAGCGAGCAUCAUUCAUGAUGAAUAAGAUCACUUCUUUACCAGAGUAUGAAGCUAAUUUCACUUCUUCAAAACUUUCUAUGUUGAUUCUUUGUCAGAACGAAGGCUUGAAAAUAAUUCCUUCGAGUUUGUUCGCAAGUAUACCUCGCUUAACUUACUUGGAUCUCAAUAGAUGUCGUAUAAGAGAGCUUUCUAUGGAGAUUUGUAGCUUAAAUGAGCUUCAAUAUUUAGACUUGUCCUCCAAUCUUAUUACAAGUCUGCCGGCCGAGUUUGGUUGUCUCAGUAAAUUAGAGUACUUGUUUCUAAAAAAUAAUAAAAUUAUGACGGUACCCUAUGGGACGAUAUCCAAUUUAUCAAUGCUCAAGUGGCUGGAUGCAACUACUGAGUGGUGGUGGGAUGAGCUGAAAUGUUUCAAAGGACGCCACCAAUUGAGUGUGAGAAUUUACAUUAAGGCUACGACAGAUAACAUUGAGCAACUUAACAUGUUACCAAAUGUCUCUGUAUGGGAACUUCAUUUGGAUGGAAAGAAUAUUUCAGAACUUCCAAACUAUGAUCUGGGCACUCCACAAUGGGGUUGUAGGGUAAGUGACAAUCUUGAGUCUCUGAACAUUAGAAGUAUCAGAUUAGAUAGAUUAGUGUUGGCUACUGGCAUGGAUGGUGAAUCAAGUUUUGGAUGUUUAAAGAAACUCAAUUUUUUUGCCUUAGAAAUAUUGGAAGAGAUUUCAUUGAAUAGAGUUCUGACUCUACAACCUUCGUGA